Messenger RNA from Racocetra fulgida, 1300 nucleotides. NCBI's taxonomy places the organism in Eukaryota, Fungi, Glomeromycota, Glomeromycetes, Diversisporales, Gigasporaceae. The record is from the annotation of a GenBank genome assembly.
AUGACAUUAGAAUUUUUGAAUACGUCCGAGGCUAUAUUUCGUGUAUUGAGAGAUUCAAAAGUUUCAUAUUCCGAAAAGAUUAUUGUUGCCACCCGUGUGUGGAAUUCGACUGAUAUAUGCUUUCUAAAUAAAGUGGGUUUCUUGUCAGAAUGGGUUCGUUCAACUUUGAUUAAAUCAACUGGAUUUUCCGACGUACGGCUUGGUGAAACUCCAUAUUUGAAUUUAAGUUAUUGGAAAUUGUUUAAAGAAGCGUUGGAAAAGACUAGUGAUUCUUCUACACCGUCACCCUUAUACAAAUUACCUUUGAUUCCUAUAUUUUCCAGUGUAAUUGACUAUAUAUCAUCAGUGGAGUCAAUAAGUAAUCAUAGUAAUGAUGAUUUGAUUGAGCAUUUGCUGGAAACUUUUGAUGCCUGUUUUUACAAACUUACAACUGAAAAAUCUACCAUAUUCAGACCGCCGAUAGAUCAUUUAGUUACAUUAGCUUUAAACGCUUGUAAUCUCGUCAUGACCAUAAAUACUUCUUAUGACAAUUAUGAGAUGAACGUUGAGUAUAGCCAAUCUAGAGCAUACAAUGUGCUUACCGGAAAAAUGUUUAAUAAACUUCUUCAUGUUCGUUCCUUUGUAUUUCAUCUCAAUUCAUCAGGACAACAAGAAGACUGUGACUAUGUCAUAUUUAGUAAAAUCAUCAUGUCAAUUGAUACCAUUUUUAGACUUGGACUUUUUCAACAAGAUCAUAUAAUAGAAUAUGCUACUCUACCUGAGUCAAAUAAAGAUGUAUCUGAUAAAAGAAAUGACGGAAAAGGCUUAAUUAAUCAUCAUGACCAGUUAUUUGAUAAAUGCCGUGAGAUUAUAAAUUCUAACGAUGAUAAAAUGCGAUAUCAACUAAGUGUUUUGGAAGUUAUUCCUUAUUGGUAUGGAUUCUUUGUUGAAGAACUACGAAAACACACAGAAUAUAUUCUUGGUGCUGCCUCGGGUGAAGCAGUCAAAGCAGCCUUAGAUAAAAAAAGAUUAUUAGAAUUCAAUUUUUUUUCGGAAUUAUGGACUUUGAUUUCUGAAGCGUUGUCAAAUUUAAAAGGAAUACAUGAGGCAUUUGGGACACUACAACAAAAAGUUGAAUUAAAAUUCAUUACAUUUUAUUUAGAUGAAUCAUUGCAACAGCUUCAAAAAGCCGAUAAUGCUAUGGGAAUUCAAGUUGUCUUAGGACAAAUCACUUAUUUAGAAGAAGUACUAAAAGCAUAUUUGAUGUCGUUAAAAUAUUAUAAUUUGAACUCUAUUCAACUACAAAAUGCGAAUGCCCAAG